AGGAUGUAGCUAAGCAGGAAUUGCAGAACAUAUAUAUAGAUUUUCUUGUUUUAGAAACAUGGGUUGCAGAGAGCAUUUGCCUGUUCUUUUAGUGAUUGUUAGUAUUAAUUUUGCUUUGGGAAUAGUGAAUGUACUUCUUAAAAAGAUUCUUGAUGGAGGAACUAACCAUAUGGUUAUUGUUACAUAUCGACUGUCAAUUUCUGCUAUUUUCCUGGCUCCCAUUGCUUACUAUUCGGAAAGGGAAGCCAGACCCAAGCUUACAGUUUACAUCUUAAGCUACCUUUUCCUUGCUGCUCUUGUCGGUGCAACACUUACGCAGUACUUGUUCCUUCUGGGACUUGAAUAUACUUCUGCCGCGUUCUCCUGUGCAUUCCUUAACACAGUGCCUGCAAACACUUUCAUAUUGGCUCUACCAUUUGGUCUAGAGAAAGUUAAGUUGAAGGGCAAGGCUGGAAGAGCUAAGUUGUUAGGUGCAAUAAUUUGCAUGACUGGAGCUGUUUCAUUAGCGCUUUAUAAAGGAAUUCCUUUGAAAAAUUCUGAUUCUUAUGAAGACAUUAAAAGCCAUGUUGAAGCUACAAUGAUGUCAGAUAAGAAGACAAAAAGCUGGGUGAUGGGUUCUGUACUUUUGAUGGGAGGUUCCCUUUUGUGGUCUUCAUGGUUUCUUAUACAAGCCAAAAUUAGCGAGAGAUAUCCAUGUCAAUAUUCUAGCACUGCCAUUUUAUCCCUCUUUGGUGCAAUCCAAUCUGCUUCCAUAAGUUUGAUUCUUGAAAGGAACAUUAGCGCCUGGAUUCUCAAGGGGAAGUUAGAAAUUGUAACAGUCAUUUUUUCUGGGAUGGUAGCAUCAGGUUUGUGCUAUGUAGGCAUGGCUUGGUGUGUUAAACGAAGGGGUCCAGUAUUUACAGCGGCAUUCACCCCUUUCAUACAGAUAUUUGCUGCCAUUUUCGAUUUCUCUAUCUUGCACGAUCAAGUUUACCUUGGAAGUGUUAUAGGAUCUGUUGUAGUUGUAGUUGGAUUGUACAUUCUCCUGUGGGGUAAAAGGAAGGAGGCGAAGGAGUGUAUUAUGAAGCAAAGCUUGGUCAAGGAAGGUGGAAACAGUGACGUAGAAUCACAAGCACCAGUAACCAUCAAGUCGAGCAGUUCUUAGACUAAUUACUAAUAAAUGAUUAACCAACAAAAUUUGUAUUCAAGACAGUGUUAUGAAAUGAAGAAGAAAGAACGGUUAAUUUAAAAAUGAUUAAUUUAAUAGUCUAAAAAUGUAUCCGAUGUAAUUGUACUUUGUGGUUGUUCAUAAUUCAAAGAGAAGACAAUGAUAGUACUUGGU
Jatropha curcas is the source of this 1321-nucleotide messenger RNA. Its product is annotated as WAT1-related protein At4g01440. Gene Ontology annotation, molecular function: transmembrane transporter activity. Gene Ontology annotation, cellular component: membrane. NCBI's taxonomy places the organism in Eukaryota, Viridiplantae, Streptophyta, Magnoliopsida, Malpighiales, Euphorbiaceae. The record is from RefSeq and is a predicted model, not a curated record.